GAAAGAAAUGAAAUAAAUUAAAAAACACAGACCAAGAAUAUCUCUCACCUUGUCUGAAGCUCUCAACUUUCUCUUUCUCUUACAAUGUCUGAAGGUGGUUUAACGGUUCUUGACGGAACUCCUCUACGAUCACUCAAUCUCUUUUUACCACAACUUGACGGUGUCGUCACGGGAGCUGAACUCCUCGAAAUCGCUGACUCCAAAGCCUCCAGCUCUCUCUUUGGACUCUCAUUGCCUCAAAACAUCAAAGCCUCGGCUUUUUCUCGUGUCAUCGCUGGCGAUGUGGAUGAUGGCGUUACUUUCCGGCAAAAGGAGAUCGCCGGAGAAAAAGCGUCUAAGGUUCUCUCUGACUACAUCUUUGCUAUUGCUGAUGAGUUGAAAGAUGAUCCACUAGUGGUGUCAAUAUUGGAUGGGAGUACUUUGAAGCUAUUUUUGGAGGAUGAAGAUGAUUAUGCUAUGUUAGCAGAGAAUUUGUUUACUGAUUUGGAUAUAGAAGAUAAAGGAAAGAUAAGCAAAAGUGAGAUAAGGAAUGCUCUUGUUCACAUGGGUGUUGAAAUGGGGAUUCCUCCUUUUUCAGAAUUUCCUCUGCUAAAUGAAAUCUUAAAAAAGCACGGAGCUGAGGGCGAAGAAGAAUUGGGCCAAGCACAAUUUGCUGAAUUACUUCAGCCUAUUCUGCAGGAAACAGCAGAUGCAUUGACUGAGAAACAUGUUGUUAUCAUCCAGAACAUCAAGGUUGUCAAUGGUUCUAAGCUAAGAAAGCUCUUGGAAGAUGAGAAGCAAUUCAAUGAUGUCAUACAGAGGAUCUUGCAGGAAAAGAAGAGUGGAAAAGAUGAGCUAGGGAAGACAGAGCUAAUCAGGAGUUUCCUUGAGAAACAUGGAAAAGAUUUGGGAUUGCCACCAGCUGAAUCUAAUGAAGCCGCAAUUCUUCUCUAUGAUGCCGUAUUUUCUGAAGUAGAGAGUGAGGAAAAUGCUGCACAAGUGGAUGAUGAAUUUAGGGAAUAUGUGAAACAAAUCCUCGAGAAGUUUGCGGAGCAGCUUGAAGCCAAUCCUAUCUAUUGUAACCUUGACGCUUAAGGGAGUGGCUGCACUACAAAUCCGGUUCUUCGGUUGUCUGAGCCUGUUCAUAUUUAUCCAGCAUUUGCUUCUCUACACGGGUUGUUAUGUUUAUAUUUAUCUACCUAUUAGAGAUUGUACACAUGGUGAUUCGGUCUUUGUCACGUCUUUGAUUCACACACAACUUUUAUGAUGACUGCUACUGCCCAAAUCCCCUCACUGUUUCCAUUACUAGAUACUCGUGCUUUUUUUAAGCCUACAUAUGUAAGAGAACGCCUUGUAUUAGCAUAUUGCACUUUGGGGAUUCAAAUAACAAUUCGAUGGAGCAGAAUUCUACAUUGAAAGAAUUUGAGUUAAGUCAUCAAGUGGUAAAGAUGACU
Molecule: messenger RNA, 1433 nt
Organism: Durio zibethinus
Lineage: Eukaryota; Viridiplantae; Streptophyta; Magnoliopsida; Malvales; Malvaceae
Molecular function (GO): calcium ion binding
Source: RefSeq, a predicted model, not a curated record